AUGGGCUUUCUGAAGUUCUCCCCGUUCCUGGUUGUCAGCAUCUUGCUCCUGUACCAAGCAGGCAGCCUCCAUGCAGUGCCUUUCAGGUCCACCUUGGAAAGCAGCCCAGGCCUGGCCACUCUCAGUGAAGAGGAAGCUCGUCUGCUGGCUGCACUGGUGCAGGACUAUGUGCAGAUGAAAGCCAGGGAACUGGAGCAGGAGGAGGAGCAGGAGACUGAGGGCUCCAGCCUGGACAGCCCCAGAUCUAAGCGGUGUGGGAAUCUGAGUACCUGCAUGCUGAGCACAUACACACAGGACCUCAACAAGUUUCACACCUUCCCCCAAACUGCAAUUGGGGUUGGAGCACCUGGCAAGAAAAGGGACGUGACCAAGGACUUGGAGACAGACCAUCAUACCCAUUUUGGCAAUUAAGCUCCUCCUCUCCUUUCUGAUUUCCUUUUGCUUUCUUCCUUUAUCUUGAUGCAUGUAGUUCCUCUCUGGUUACUCUCCGGGCUGUUACUGGUUGCUUUCCUGAGGCAAAGGAUGGUAUCUGGAAUCCCCAGUGGGUGAGGAGGAUGGAGGGCUCACAGGCUAAAAGAGAAUCACUCAGGAAGGUAGCAGAG
This is a messenger RNA of Peromyscus eremicus (cactus mouse), 602 nucleotides long. Its product is annotated as calcitonin gene-related peptide 1. NCBI's taxonomy places the organism in Eukaryota, Metazoa, Chordata, Mammalia, Rodentia, Cricetidae. The record is from RefSeq and is a predicted model, not a curated record. Gene Ontology annotation, cellular component: extracellular region. Gene Ontology annotation, molecular function: calcitonin receptor binding; hormone activity. The transcript has 3 exons. Bases 1 to 411 code for a protein of 136 amino acids.